ACAGCCCCGACCCUUGCUACGCUUUGCGUCGCUCUGCCAGGAGCAGUCACCUCCUCCUUGGCAAAUAGUCCUCGGCAGGGUCCGAGUUUUCUUGGAGAACAGGAGAGGGGAGGCACGAGAAGUUGCGGUCAGAGGACGCGGAAUCGACAAGGAGAGGAAGCUAGGGACCGAGGUUUUGGCGAUAGUGUGCGAACUUAGUUAAAAAACUCCCUUCCUCCUAAGGAUCCCUCCGCCUGCAGUAGCGGUGGUGUGGCCGAGGGAGCCGCCAUUUUGGAUGUUCGGUUCCUGCUGCCACUGCCGCCGCCGCCCCCGGAGCUGCUGGUUUCAUUCGAGGUUUCGGGCCGAGGAUGCCAGCCCCCAUCAGAUUGCGGGAGCUGAUCCGGACCAUCCGGACUGCUCGGACCCAAGCUGAAGAACGAGAAAUGAUCCAGAAAGAAUGUGCUGCAAUCCGGUCAUCUUUCAGAGAAGAAGACAAUACAUACCGGUGUCGGAAUGUGGCAAAAUUACUAUAUAUGCACAUGCUGGGCUAUCCUGCUCACUUUGGACAGUUGGAGUGCCUCAAGCUUAUUGCCUCUCAAAAAUUCACAGACAAACGCAUUGGCUACUUAGGGGCAAUGCUGUUAUUAGAUGAAAGACAAGAUGUCCAUCUUCUCAUGACCAACUGUAUCAAAAAUGAUCUUAAUCAUAGCACGCAGUAUGUACAGGGGCUAGCACUUUGUACCCUCGGCUGUAUGGGCUCCUCAGAAAUGUGCAGAGAUCUUGCAGGAGAGGUAGAGAAACUCCUGAAAACCUCCAACUCUUACUUAAGAAAAAAGGCAGCACUGUGUGCUGUUCAUGUCAUCAGGAAGGUUCCUGAACUUAUGGAGAUGUUUUUACCAGCAACAAAAAACUUAUUGAAUGAAAAGAACCAUGGUGUCCUUCACACAUCUGUAGUCCUCCUCACAGAAAUGUGUGAGCGAAGCCCAGACAUGCUUGCACAUUUCAGAAAGCUUGUGCCCCAAUUAGUUCGUAUUCUAAAGAACCUCAUCAUGUCCGGAUAUUCACCAGAACAUGAUGUUUCUGGUAUCAGUGACCCCUUUUUGCAGGUACGAAUUUUACGGUUAUUAAGAAUUUUAGGACGAAAUGAUGAUGACUCAAGUGAAGCUAUGAAUGAUAUAUUAGCACAGGUUGCCACUAAUACAGAAACUAGUAAAAAUGUAGGAAAUGCUAUUCUUUAUGAAACAGUUUUGACUAUCAUGGAUAUUAAGUCAGAGAGUGGACUGCGAGUCCUAGCCAUAAAUAUCCUGGGUCGUUUCUUAUUGAACAAUGACAAGAAUAUUAGAUAUGUAGCUCUGACAUCUUUGUUGAAGACUGUGCAGACAGAUCAUAAUGCAGUGCAGAGGCACAGAAGCACCAUUGUGGACUGUCUGAAAGAUUUGGAUGUCUCAAUAAAACGGCGUGCAAUGGAAUUGAGUUUUGCCCUGGUAAAUGGGAAUAAUAUCCGAGGCAUGAUGAAGGAAUUACUUUAUUUUCUGGAUUCCUGUGAGCCCGAAUUUAAAGCGGACUGUGCAUCUGGAAUCUUUCUUGCUGCAGAAAAGUAUGCACCUUCCAAACGGUGGCAUAUAGACACAAUUAUGCGUGUUCUGACAACGGCAGGAAGCUAUGUUCGUGAUGAUGCAGUCCCCAACUUGAUCCAGUUAAUAACCAACAGUGUGGAGAUGCAUGCCUAUACUGUCCAGCGCUUAUACAAAGCAAUUCUUGGUGAUUAUUCUCAACAACCUUUGGUACAAGUAGCUGCAUGGUGUAUAGGUGAAUAUGGAGAUCUUCUCAUAUCUGGCCAAUGUGAAGAGGAAGAGCCUAUUCAGGUAACAGAAGAUGAAGUGUUGGAUAUUUUAGAAAGUGUCUUAAUCUCUAAUAUGUCUGCCUCUGUGACACGAGGUUAUGCCCUCACUGCCAUUAUGAAGCUUUCUACUCGAUUCACCUGUACUGUAAACCGAAUAAAGAAAGUGGUUUCCAUCUAUGGAAGCAGCAUUGAUGUGGAACUCCAGCAGAGGGCAGUAGAAUAUAAUGCACUUUUUAAGAAAUACGACCAUAUGAGGUCUGCCUUGCUUGAGAGAAUGCCUGUCAUGGAAAAAGUGACCACAAACGGUCCUACGGAGAUUGUGCAGACAAAUGGAGAGACAGAACCAGCUCCGCUAGAGACCAAACCACCACCCUCUGGGCCACAGCCUAGCAGCCAGGCCAAUGAUUUAUUGGAUUUGUUGGGAGGAAAUGACAUAACACCUGUUAUUCCAACUGUACCUACAAACAAACCAGCUUCUGCUGGUGGAGAGCUUCUUGAUUUGCUGGGAGACAUCAACCUUACAGGUGCUCCAACUGCUGCUCCUGCCCCUGCCUCAGCCCCACAGAUAUCCCAGCCCCCUUUCUUGUUGGAUGGGCUUUCAUCACAACCUCUCUUCAAUGACAUCACUACAGGCAUCCCCUCCAUCACAGCAUACAGUAAGAAUGGCUUGAAGAUAGAAUUCACCUUUGAACGGUCAAACACCAACCCCAGUGUCACGGUGAUAACGAUACAGGCCUCUAACAGCACAGAGCUGGACAUGACGGACUUUGUUUUCCAGGCUGCAGUACCAAAGACAUUCCAGCUGCAGCUUCUGUCUCCUAGCAGCAGCGUUGUCCCAGCAUUUAAUACGGGGACCAUCACACAAGUCAUUAAAGUUCUGAACCCACAGAAGCAACAGCUGCGAAUGCGGAUCAAGCUCACAUAUAAUCACAAGGGCUCAGCAAUGCAAGAUCUAGCAGAAGUGAACAACUUUCCCCCUCAGUCCUGGCAAUGAGGGUCUGGCACCAUUCUUAUUCUUACCCCACUCAAUCAAAGGAACUCUGGGAAGGAGGUUGUGAUUGCUGGCAAGUCCCCCCCAACUGUACCAUGGGCACGAGGAGCUGAAGAGAACUGUUGAGGAGGAUUUUCCUAAAGUAAUUGCUGACCUUGAAGCAUUGUUAAAGACUAAUCUCCUCUCCUCCACCGUUGAGGCCGGCUGCUUCUGGAGGCUAGUUUGCACUCUUCCUCCUCUUCCCUUUUUCUGCACUUCUCUACCCCUCCCACAUUAACAGCCAGAAUCAACAUUCCCUGGGCCCCUGAGGAAAAGCAGCUGGUCUGGAGGAGAGGACUGGAAUCCAUGGCAAGAAAACACUCACACUGUCUCUGCAGCAGAGUUGCCCCUUCUUUAUACUGUGUUUCUCUGUGGACUGGGCGAGGUGGGGUAUUUAUUCCUCACUAGCUGGGUCACCAUCAUCAGGCGCUUUUUACAUCUGGCAUUCAGAAUGGAAAUGUAACCAUGGACAUUAGGGAGACCUGCCUUUUCUACUGGUUCCCCCAAUGUUUGAAAGGCAAUAGGCUCCUGGUAGCCUUUUCUGUGCUUUGCUGUAUUCACACAGACACACACAUGUAUGUAUGCUUGUUACCAAGAACUGGUCAGACUUUGAAAGGUUAUUUGUAAACACUGGACAGAUGCAGUUAAAAAGAGCUUUUGUUGAGAUUUGGCAUGAAGGAUAUGGUGCUCUAUUUGUAAUAGAAACUUCCAAGGCUCUUCCAGUUCCCCUUCCUUUCCCUUCUUGAGCUGUAGUGAUGAAUACUCUCCAUGAUUUUCAAAAUUGACUCCCCUUAAAGUGUAAGGUGGACAACUUCUAAAAGAUAUUCUAUAUAAGUAGUUAUUAAUACCCCUAUUCCCACCACAAAUUUUAAAGUUUCUCUUAAGCCUAUAACUUGCCUGAUGAACUAUGGUAAAUGGGUGGAAAGAGGAAUUUACCACUUUUAAAGAUUAGACUCUCUAACAAAAGCACCUUUGCCCAUAGGAAGAGUUGAGUAUCAGACUCAUCCUAGAGCAUAUUGGAGUCAUCCUCCAUUACUCCAAACGUCCCUUUUUAUUU
Eptesicus fuscus (big brown bat) is the source of this 3909-nucleotide messenger RNA. RefSeq names its product adaptor related protein complex 1 subunit gamma 1 (gene AP1G1). The coding region runs from base 348 to 2816 and encodes 822 amino acids. Gene Ontology annotation, biological process: intracellular protein transport; receptor-mediated endocytosis; Golgi to vacuole transport. Gene Ontology annotation, cellular component: Golgi apparatus; membrane coat; AP-1 adaptor complex. Lineage: Eukaryota; Metazoa; Chordata; Mammalia; Chiroptera; Vespertilionidae. The transcript has 23 exons. The record is from RefSeq and is a predicted model, not a curated record. Gene Ontology annotation, molecular function: clathrin-cargo adaptor activity.